This is a messenger RNA of Octodon degus (degu), 7056 nucleotides long. It is a transcript of the gene Atp2b2, whose product is annotated as ATPase plasma membrane Ca2+ transporting 2. The transcript has 22 exons. The record is from RefSeq and is a predicted model, not a curated record. The coding region runs from base 414 to 3878 and encodes 1154 amino acids. Gene Ontology annotation, biological process: calcium ion transmembrane transport; regulation of cytosolic calcium ion concentration. Lineage: Eukaryota; Metazoa; Chordata; Mammalia; Rodentia; Octodontidae. Gene Ontology annotation, molecular function: ATP binding; P-type calcium transporter activity; ATP hydrolysis activity. Gene Ontology annotation, cellular component: intracellular membrane-bounded organelle; postsynaptic density membrane.
CCGACACAGGGCCCUGGGGCCCUCUGUCCUCCAUGCCUGAAGCCGUCCCUUUGAGGCAAGACCUACCCAUCCCCUGCAUAGCCAGUGGGCCCCCAGGUGCCACAGCCCCUGACCAUGUAGAUGCCAGCUCCAGGGAGCAGCAUGGGCCUCGCUGAAUGGAGACUCCUGGGUCUGCAGCCCUGAGCCCCGCUGGCCCCUGGACUUUGCCCCACGCUCGGGGACAUCCCUGGGAGCUCACCGCCACUGUUGCCAGCCCACCUCAGCCACAGCCUCCCCCUGGGACUGGCAGUUGGCUGCCUGGAGCUGCAGCCGUCCAGUGAGGGUGUGCUAAGGACAGCCACAUACACCAUCACCCAGAAGCCUGGUGUCCAGUGCUGGCCCUCAGGCCCAUCCCAGAGGGGACUUCAGCAAACAUGGGUGAUAUGACCAACAGUGACUUUUACUCCAAAAACCAAAGAAAUGAGUCGAGCCAUGGGGGUGAGUUCGGGUGCACGAUGGAGGAGCUCCGCUCCCUCAUGGAGCUGAGGGGCACAGAGGCAGUGGUCAAGAUCAAGGAGACUUAUGGGGACACUGAAGCCAUCUGCCGGCGCCUCAAGACCUCACCUGUGGAAGGUUUGCCGGGUACCGCACCAGACCUGGAAAAAAGAAAGCAGAUUUUUGGGCAAAACUUCAUACCUCCAAAGAAGCCAAAAACCUUCCUGCAGCUCGUAUGGGAAGCACUGCAGGAUGUGACGCUCAUCAUCCUGGAAAUUGCGGCCAUCAUCUCCCUAGGACUGUCCUUCUACCACCCGCCCGGCGAGAACAACGAAGGAUGUGCGACAGCCCAGGGCGGGGCUGAGGAUGAAGGAGAGGCAGAAGCAGGGUGGAUUGAGGGGGCCGCCAUCCUGCUCUCGGUCAUCUGUGUGGUGCUGGUCACAGCCUUCAAUGACUGGAGCAAAGAGAAACAAUUCCGGGGCCUGCAGAGCCGCAUUGAGCAGGAGCAGAAAUUCACCGUGGUCAGGGCUGGCCAGGUGGUCCAGAUCCCUGUGGCUGAGAUCGUGGUAGGGGACAUCGCCCAGAUCAAAUAUGGCGACCUCCUACCUGCUGAUGGCCUCUUCAUCCAAGGCAACGACCUCAAGAUCGACGAAAGCUCCCUGACCGGGGAGUCGGACCAGGUGCGCAAGUCUGUGGACAAGGACCCCAUGCUGCUGUCAGGAACGCAUGUGAUGGAGGGCUCAGGACGGAUGGUGGUGACUGCCGUGGGUGUGAACUCUCAGACUGGCAUCAUCUUUACAUUGUUGGGUGCUGGUGGUGAAGAGGAAGAAAAGAAAGACAAAAAAGCCAAGCAGCAGGAUGGGGCAGCUGCCAUGGAGAUGCAGCCACUCAAGAGCGCCGAAGGUGGUGAUGCCGACGACAAGAAGAAGGCCAACAUGCACAAGAAGGAGAAGUCCGUGCUGCAGGGCAAACUCACCAAGCUGGCUGUACAGAUUGGCAAGGCAGGCCUGGUGAUGUCGGCCAUCACGGUGAUCAUCCUGGUGCUGUACUUCACCGUGGACACCUUCGUGGUGAACAAGAAGCCAUGGCUGCCCGAGUGCACGCCUGUGUAUGUGCAGUACUUCGUCAAGUUCUUCAUUAUCGGUGUGACGGUGCUGGUGGUCGCAGUGCCUGAGGGCCUCCCAUUGGCUGUCACCAUCUCACUGGCCUACUCAGUGAAGAAAAUGAUGAAGGACAACAACCUGGUCCGCCACCUGGAUGCCUGUGAGACCAUGGGCAACGCCACAGCCAUCUGCUCGGACAAGACAGGCACACUGACCACCAAUCGCAUGACCGUGGUACAGGCGUAUGUGGGUGACGUCCACUACAAGGAGGUCCCUGAGCCCAGCUCCAUCAACGCCAAGACUAUGGAACUACUGGUCAAUGCCAUCGCCAUCAACAGCGCCUACACCACCAAGAUCCUGCCCCCAGAGAAGGAGGGCGCCCUGCCCCGGCAGGUGGGCAACAAGACGGAGUGUGGCCUGCUGGGCUUCGUGCUGGACCUGAAGCAGGACUACGAGCCCGUGCGCAGCCAGAUGCCAGAGGAGAAGCUGUACAAAGUGUACACCUUCAACUCCGUGCGCAAGUCCAUGAGCACCGUCAUCAAGAUGCCCGACGAGAGCUUCCGCAUGUACAGCAAAGGCGCUUCGGAGAUCGUGCUCAAGAAAUGCUGCAAAAUCCUCAAUGGAGCGGGCGAGCCCCGGGUCUUCCGGCCUCGAGACCGGGACGAGAUGGUGAAGAAGGUGAUCGAGCCGAUGGCCUGCGAUGGGCUGCGCACCAUCUGUGUGGCCUACCGUGACUUCCCCAACACCCCCGAGCCCGACUGGGACAAUGAGAACGACAUCCUCAAUGACCUCACAUGCAUCUGCGUGGUGGGCAUUGAGGACCCCGUGCGGCCUGAGGUCCCCGAAGCCAUUCGCAAGUGCCAGCGAGCAGGCAUUACAGUUCGCAUGGUCACUGGUGACAAUAUCAACACGGCCCGGGCCAUCGCCAUCAAAUGUGGCAUCAUCCACCCAGGGGAAGACUUCCUGUGCCUGGAGGGCAAAGAGUUCAACCGGAGGAUCCGCAACGAGAAGGGGGAGAUUGAGCAGGAGCGAAUCGACAAGAUCUGGCCAAAGCUGCGAGUGCUGGCUCGCUCUUCCCCCACGGACAAGCACACUCUGGUCAAAGGCAUCAUCGACAGCACACACACGGAGCAGCGGCAGGUGGUGGCUGUGACCGGGGACGGGACCAAUGAUGGGCCUGCACUCAAGAAGGCUGAUGUGGGCUUCGCCAUGGGCAUUGCAGGCACUGAUGUGGCCAAAGAGGCCUCAGACAUCAUCCUCACCGACGACAACUUCAGCAGCAUUGUGAAGGCUGUGAUGUGGGGCCGCAACGUCUACGACAGCAUCUCCAAGUUCCUGCAGUUCCAGCUGACUGUCAACGUAGUGGCUGUGAUAGUGGCCUUCACGGGCGCCUGCAUCACACAGGACUCCCCCCUGAAGGCCGUGCAGAUGCUCUGGGUGAACCUCAUCAUGGACACUUUCGCCUCCCUGGCGCUGGCCACCGAGCCACCCACGGAGACCUUGCUGCUGCGGAAGCCAUACGGCCGCAACAAGCCCCUCAUCUCGCGGACCAUGAUGAAGAACAUCCUGGGCCACGCCGUGUACCAGCUCACCCUCAUCUUCACGCUGCUCUUUGUUGGCGAGAAGAUGUUCCAGAUCGAUAGUGGGAGGAACGCGCCACUACACUCACCGCCCUCUGAGCACUACACCAUCAUCUUCAACACCUUCGUCAUGAUGCAGCUUUUCAACGAGAUCAAUGCCCGCAAGAUCCAUGGUGAACGCAAUGUCUUUGACGGCAUCUUCCGAAACCCCAUCUUCUGCACCAUCGUGUUGGGCACCUUCACCAUCCAGAUAGUGAUCGUGCAGUUUGGAGGGAAGCCGUUCAGCUGCUCCCCACUGCAGCUGGACCAGUGGAUGUGGUGCAUAUUCAUCGGGUUGGGAGAGCUGGUCUGGGGCCAGGUCAUCGCCACCAUCCCAACAAGCAGGCUCAAGUUCCUGAAGGAGGCGGGCCGGCUCACGCAGAAGGAGGAGAUCCCCGAGGAGGAGCUCAAUGAGGAUGUGGAGGAAAUUGACCACGCUGAGAGGGAGCUGCGCCGUGGCCAGAUCCUGUGGUUCCGAGGCCUGAACCGCAUCCAGACACAGAUUGAAGUAGUCAAUACUUUCAAGAGCGGGGCCUCCUUUCAGGGCGCCCUGCGGAGACAGUCCUCGGUCACCAGCCAGAGCCAGGACGUAGCCAAUCUCUCUAGCCCUAGUCGCGUGUCGUUGUCCAAUGCUCUUUCCUCUCCGACCAGCCUUCCACCUGCUGCAGCUGGGCAGGGCUAGAGAACCCUGGACACAGAGUUCAGCAAGAGAGAGUGAAAUUAAAAGAGAUCCGCGUCGUGAAGGCCUUCCGUAGCUCUCUCUAUGAAGGGUUAGAAAAGCCUGAGUCUAGAACCUCCAUCCAUAACUUCAUGGCUCAUCCUGAAUUCCGGAUCGAAGAUUCACAGCCCCACAUCCCUCUCAUCGAUGACACGGACCUGGAAGAAGAUGCCGCGCUCAAGCAGAACUCGAGCCCGCCGUCAUCACUCAAUAAGAACAACAGCGCCAUCGACAGUGGGAUCAACCUGACGACCGACACGAGCAAAUCAGCUACCUCUUCAAGUCCAGGGAGCCCCAUCCACAGCCUGGAGACGUCGCUUUAGCUGAGGACCUGUCGCCCACCUGCUGGCCACCCCCACAGACCCACUCCCACCUGUCUCCUGGGCACCCUCCAGCCCCGGCUCUCCACGCAGCAGGAGCAACAAGGAAACCAAACACUGGAGAGAAACCGCCGUUGCCGCCCACAGACCCUCUCCCUGGCUGCGAUGCUGUUUGAACUCUUUUUCACUUCAAGGCAAGGGGCGGACUUCCCCUGGGAGCACUGAGAGCGAGAGAAGGGUUCCCAAACAAUCCCUUCCUGGCUCUCACCCAGACACGGACCAGCCAUGCACCGCCGGCCACCACGUCCCCGCAUGAAUGUACUGGACACUUUCGAUCCUCCCCUCAUUGGGUGUUUGGGGGGCUGGGAGGGUUUUUUUGUUUGUUUGUUUGUUUUCUUAGGCGGGAACUUCAAACAGACUCUUUUCUGAGACUAUUUAUCUAAUCCACUGGUCUGUGAGUUUUUGAAAUGCUUGCACAGCAUGGUCUCAGUUGUAUAGAUUAAUUUAAUAACUUUUUGAAAUUGCAGAGUUUAAUUCGCCUAAUAGAUUUGCACCAAUGGAACUGAAGAACUCAUAGACACAAGGUUAUAUCCAUUUCUUUAUAUCUAUAUCAACGUAUACUUCUCCAGGACUGUAUACGUCCAUAUAGAUAGGUAGAGAUUAUAUAUAUAUAUAUACAUAUAUAUAUAAAAUAUAUAUAUAUACAUGGAUAUAUAAAGUCUCUUUGCCGGCAUGUUGCCUUGUUUCUGCUUAAAUUGCUCUAUUUUAACUUAUUUAUGUCCUAAAGAGAAGAAUGUAAUUUGUUUACAAACCUGUAGAUAAUGUCUUUGGCUAUUUGUAUGGUCCAAGAACACUGGUGGCUGAGAUGCUACGAAAACAGCUUGGCCCCGCAGACACCUCCCCGGAUUGCAUCCUUGAUGUUUUACAAUAGCCAUGCUCUUAUUUUUGCCUGCUGUUUCCGUUUCGAUCACAUUACUACUGUGGACGGCUCAGGCCAAAGCCAGUGCUACUGAGGAUCCAUCCCGCAGGGUUUACCAACACGCUCCGUAGACAAAGGGAGAGCAGGAGAGAAGGUCCUGCAUUUGCAACGCAAGUGCCCAGCUCAGCCCAUGGGUGUCAGAGUCUGCAAGGUGCUAGGCAAAGGCUUUCUCUCGAUGAAACUCUCUGGAGUUUACCAGGAGCAUUUCCAAAAUAGGUUGACUUUGGCACUGUCUGUAGAGAGGGUGAGGCAGUGAUAAAAUUUUACAAAUGGUAUUGUGUUGAUUUUGUUUUUUAGUUAGUAAAUUAAAGGUUUAUUUCUUUAUAAAGGGUGGCAUAGGAGUUGUUGGCAUAUCAGAUGAAGCUUGGUAUAGCUUGCUGCUUUUAUUUUUAUUUUUGAAAAAGAAUAGCCUUUUUCUCUGCACUAUUUCGAUCCGAAUGAACCUUAUGAUGUAUAUAUUGAGAUGGAUUCAGUGUGAUUUUUUAAACCAAAUUGUCUUCCUGUAGUCACAACAUAUACUGUAGCCUUUUAACAGCAAGUCUUGCGUCCCCAGACAGAAAGCCAUUCUGAACCCUUCCGUGUCACAGGUGAGAAAGGCAGUUAUUUUCCCCAAGACAAUAACAGCACUAGUAAUCCCACUUAAUAAGAGCUCAUUGAAUUGUCUGUCGGCCUCUAAACUGCUAAGCACUUUGUGGGUCUCAGCUUUUUUCAUAAAAGAACUUUUGUAUUUAAUACAAAGUUUGCUUUGAGAUUUUUCGGCAUAUGAUCUUUUUCCAUAAACUUGUACAGUGCAAAAGACAUUUUGAAUACCAUGAUUGAUGAUGAUGUCCCAUGCUUCAAAGAAAACCAAACACUUUCACCUGGCUUGCAAAAUCCAUUCCUCAUGCUGACCCUCCCCGUGACUGCUCAGUGUCAGCCUGCCUCCGCCCUCCUCCAGGCCCAGAGAACUCUUCCACUAACAAGAUGAGAGCCACUUGGGAACAGAGCCAUAGUCAGCUGGGAGGCCUACGUCUAACAGCUAUGGAAAACCUGAGAGGUUUGGGGUUCAAAGUCAGCCAAUCCCACCCGGCAUAACCUCUCUGUAAGGAGGACCUUCUGUGCAAGAGAGCACCGCCUGAAUGUUGUGAAGAACUCUCUCUGAAUGUAUCCAUCGGAGGACACUGCAUCCCCAGCCACACUGCAUUACCAGCCCUCACAGAUUCUGGUACAAACACCACCAACGCCUGCCUGCCGCACUCCUCCAAGGACGGAUGGAUGUGCAGCCUGGAAAGCUUGCAGCGCCGUGGUUUUUUGGAAUUUCCCUUCUCAUUUUUUUCAUCUUCCCUUUCUCUGUUUGACCAUGCAUCCGUGACCUCACUCCAGACCGUCGGAUUCCACGCCAGGCUCCCUGUGCUGCGGAGGCAUCCCCAAGCAGUGUGCAGGGAGCCCUGAAAGCACCAAGAAUGCCUGACACACACAUCCGUCUCUUCGAGUCAGGAAGGAUGAUCACACAUGUGCCCCCUCACUCAUAUGUUCACACACAUCCACACACGCACGCACACAGGAAAUGGAUGGUUUGUCAAAACUCACUGUAGUACACAAAGCUUGCACUCUGCGUCCUAUAUCUAGCAGCAUGGGGUACGUUUGGCAACUCACCCCACUAGGGGGUCAAUAAUUUAUGACCAUUCAUCUGUUUUUAUGAAUUUUUUUAUCUAGACAACAAUUGUAAAUAAAGAACUCACCAUCUCUGUUCAUUUAAUACUAUGCAAUGGUUAUGCUUUCGAUUGCUGAUUCUUCUGCCUCCUCAGUGUGGUUCUGAAAUGUCUGUGGUUUUACAAAAAGAAAGAAAGAAAGAAAGAAAGAA